UUUUCUGUUGUUUCUGCUAGGUGAGGUUAUCUGCCAAUUCAGCUAGAACACAGCACAUGAUGACACUUGGUCUAAUGAAGACAUACGUUGUCACGUCAUCAAAUAUACUGAAAACGAUGAUUCCGCUGAUAAAAACGGCUGUGAAACUAAAAAAAAAUGCAAUCUUGAAACCAAUGUUUAUGAAAGUGCUGAAGUUCAGUGAAGAAAUGAGAGAUGAAGCAAUAAAAACAAGACAAAAUUACUUCGAGCUGCAGAACAAAAUACAGAAGGAUGCAGCGGAGGUCAAUGAAGCAAAUGCCAUGGUUGAGGAGAAGCAAAAGGAGCUUGAAACAAAACAAAAAUUCGAGGAAGAACGGAAAAAGAAAGCUCAGGAAAAAUUCAAGGAGCUCGAAAAGCAACGUAAACAAAAAGACGAGGAAGUGAAGCAGACUAAACAAAUGCGUGAUGAAAUGUUUAAACAAUCAGUUGAUGGACAAGGAGGUGAAAUGUGCAAACAAUUUAUGGAAGGCAUCAUGACCCCAAAAAUUCCCGACGUAAGUGGGGGAGCAACUGCUAUGAAGGGAGUAUUUGGCGUUUUCGGACUGGUGGUUAACACCGUUAGAGAACAUUACAAGGGGAAAAGAGCACUCGCGGCGACUGAGCAGGCCCAGAAAAUGCUGAAUAAAGCGUCAGAAGACAGAAGUCAAAUAGACAGUCAGAUGGAUUCGAAGGAGAAAGAAACGUUGGAAGCUGGAUACAAUAUGGCAAUGUUCGAUCUAGAAAAAUCCAGCCUUGGGGAUCUAGAGAGCCUUGUAGCGGCAUCUGAACAACUUGCUUCAAUUGACGGACAGCUAGUGAACAUCAUUACUUUCUGGGAUAAUCUAGCAGCCUUUUUGAAGGACUUAAACCAGAAGGGAGAGGUCGGUGAAUGCUUUCUAGAUGCCAUCGAAGAUGAUGCGUGUGCCGAAAUGUUUAAUACAGAACUUGUGAAAGUCGAAGAGGGUUGGGUCCAUUUCGGAAGCAUUUGCAGGGAAUAUGUUAAAACCGCCGAACAGAGCAUACCUGUAGUAUACGGGUUUCUGUCGCAACCUAUUGACAAACUAGGAAAAGAGGAAAGGAGCAAGCGUUCCAAAGAGCUUAUCGAAAUGUGGAAAACAAAAGUGGCUAUAGGAGCAGCUCCUGAAGUCCCGAAACUUAAGGAUGCAAAUUAAAUAGAUAGAUGGUGACAUUAUAUAUCGACAUUAUUAGUGUCAGAAAUUGAACAAAAGUAUAUACUAAUAUUGAACAUUGAUUAUUGCUUGUUGAUCUAUCAACUGCUUUACGUUUUGUAAAUAGCAUGAGUGGCUACUCAAGACCUGAAGAUGUGCUUUUGAAACGAAUAUAUCAAUUAAAAUAUCAUUACUCGAAACUAUGUAACACAGUAUAUAAGUACAAGACAGACAACAAAAAGUUGUAAUAUUAUUGUUCCUACCAAAUAUAAUACAUGGGUUUUUGUUACCAACAUUAUACGAGCAAGAUGCACGUUUUGUAAUUCAUUAGUAAUAUGAUUUACUACAAUCAUGUUUUAAUACGUAAGACUGUUUUAUGUGUACAUUGAAUCUGGCAAUAUCUGCACGAAUACAGUUAAGUUUGAAGUUUGAAAUAAACAUGUUAAAAUAUUUGUUCAAUUAACUCAACAACAUUUCAAAUGCCGCGUCUGAAAGUUAUGACCAAAAUAUAUUUUCAGAAUCUGACUCUCAUACCAAUCUAUUUCAGACCCGGUUUAAUAUGUUACAGUUCAGUCACACGGCAACUAGUUGUCAUAAUAAUACAUGUACUUGAUUGUUUCAGAGCAAGAUGUAAGAUGUGGUGGCCAUGAGUGAAACACAUUUUGAUUUUAGAUGUAAAACAAACAGAUGUUCUUUUUAUUUCAUGUUUUGACCAGAUUUCCCCAUUUUAAAGCAUCAUACCAUAAAUAAAGAUGUCAACUAUUUACCUCCGACUGGGUACAAGGUUAGGCCAUGUAAAGGUAACGCAGGUUUGCGAUUCUAAUUAGUAUUUUUUCAAACAAUUUAGUAAUGACAAAAAAAUGUAAGUUACACGAACUAGUUGUGAAUAAGUACUGCUCUUUUUGACACACAAAAUAAACAAUGGAGUAAUAUUGCAAAAGAUUUAAGCAUGGCGCGUUUGACUGAAAAUGUAUUCAAAUGUAGGGUUAACGCACGUUUUUUUGUGUAACAACAUCUGCAGAAUCCCAAGGGAUUGGUUGGUGCACGAGCCCGUAGGGCGAGUGCACCAACAUAGCCCGAGGGAUUCUGCAGAUGUUGUUUCACGAAACAAACGUGUGUUAUCGCUAUUCUUGCAUAAAACACAACUUAAGUGCUGGAAAUAUCGAAAAAACAAGACUAUUCAGCUGACAUUAGCCGAUCGAAGUCGGCCGAAUCAGGUUGUUAUGGACACAUGUUUUAUUUAUGCAUUUCCAGGGCAUACAGAAACAGUGCAUAUUUUAUACAUGUCGAACGGACAUUCUUGUUGUGGUAAUUUCUUUAAUAUUAAAUAUAUGUAAAAUAAGCAUGACUCCCCCUUUUUCCGAUAUAUCGGUAGGAACUUUAGCUUUAGAGGCUCGGAAUUAUGAGAAAAGGGCAUACACGGCAUCCUGUUUUUACACAAUUUGUGAGGUGCCGACAGAACACAAUUCUGCUUGGUUUAAAUUAAUAGUCUGUCCCUUACGCUAUUUAAAUGUAAAUAUUAUCGUUUAAUAGAAACUGGUAUCGAUACCUAUAUUCUUCGUGUCGUUAAAAAUGAAAUCUCUAGGCCUAUAACUAGAAAAUUUUGCUUUGCACCCCACCCCAUCGCGAUCAAAGUUUGAUAAACACAAAAAUUUGAAUUUUUCCAACAUCGAUAUAAUCAACUUAGAUUGGAUUUAUAAACUCAAACAUGGUUAGUGAGAUCUACAAAUAAAUUGAAAAAUAUAUAAUAGAUACCUUCUGUUCAUCAAAUGUUCAUUAACUAUGGAAAAAUCCUUCAAACAUUACGCUUCGUCAUGUUUAUGCUUUACAUUACACACCAUCACUACAUCAGUAGACUGCAUAGAUGUGUAAAGUAGACACAAACAUUUUUUAAAAGUUAUAGUGUAAGAUUUAAAGUUAGCAUGUCAACUUUCUCGACUCAAAUUAAUUUGGAAAACGAAAUUGUAUUUUUGUAAAUGUUGUUUGCCUAUCAUUUUCAGGGAUUAAAUCGCGGCGUGUAAACUUACUUUGAGUCAAAUACGUGUAAUAAUACAAUAAUAAGGAACGUCAGUUCAGUCGCGUAUCAAGGGAGGUAGCGCUUAUUACAAGUUAAAGUAAAGUUAGGUUGAAAAAUGAUAUUUUUAAUAAAAAUGCAGAUGAAAAGAUUUCAUAAAUCUCGGACCUUUCGACUUCGGCCAAAAUUGAUUCGGGAUCCAUAAUUUGCUUACGUUGGACCCGCAACAGCAUAUUCAAAACGUUCACCAACAGCGCGUGCUCACGAGAAUCUCCUUGUUUGUACACGUUUUUUCCCUGUUUGUGCGUGCCCGAAAUCGGCAAAAACAAAGGUUUUAUGCAAGAAUCAUCGUUCAAUCAUAGUAUAUAACUUAUAAGUCUAGUUUAUCAACGGAAAAAUUCAAUAUGCCCAUACUUGAAGUUAAGUUUAAAAACGAAACCAGGGGGCAACGCGAUGGGACACAAAUGAUCAAGGAGGAACGGUAUAGUAAUAUUAAGUACACAUAUCUUUGCGCUGUAGAAAAAAAGGUAUUUGAAUGAUGCAUUUUAUGACCAGGCGUGCAAACGUCAAUAUACGAACUGUUGAAAUUUUAAUAUUUGUAACAUAUCAAACAAUGUGUUUUUUGAAUUUCUUUUAAAUUAAAUGGUAAAUUAUAUUUAAAGGAGUCACAGUGAAAGUAUUGCUUCUUAGUAUUGAUAAUAAUUGUUUCUUGUAUGAGUAACAUGAUUUCUUUGAAAGUUUAGAAAUAAACAGAAUCUGGUUGACAUUGA
Messenger RNA from Mercenaria mercenaria, 3971 nucleotides. RefSeq lists its product as uncharacterized. The transcript is spliced from 7 exons. The record is from RefSeq and is a predicted model, not a curated record. Bases 57 to 1190 code for a protein of 377 amino acids. Lineage: Eukaryota; Metazoa; Mollusca; Bivalvia; Venerida; Veneridae.